Molecule: messenger RNA, 1467 nt
Organism: Lemur catta (Ring-tailed lemur)
Lineage: Eukaryota; Metazoa; Chordata; Mammalia; Primates; Lemuridae
Product: poly(rC)-binding protein 2-like
Biological process (GO): regulation of RNA metabolic process; regulation of gene expression
Cellular component (GO): nucleoplasm; cytoplasm; nucleus
Molecular function (GO): mRNA binding; single-stranded DNA binding
Source: RefSeq, a predicted model, not a curated record
UUCCCCCUUCCUCCUCCUCCUCCUCCACUCCCCCUUCCUCCGGGGGGCGGGGAAACCUCGCCUUACUGCCCGCCCCUAUUGUUCCGCCCCUGGCCUCCCGCCCUUCCCAUUCCCACCCGUUCCCCUUUUCCCCUCAGUUGCCUCGCGCCUGCAGUUUUUGGCUUUCACCCCCACCAGUGACCAAAGACUUGACCGCUCAAAGUCCAGCUCCCCAGAACAGUGCUCGACAUGGACACUGGUGUGACUGAAGGUGGAUUAAAUGUCACUCUCACCAUCCGGCUACUUAUGUAUGGAAAGGAAGUUGGCAGUAUCAUUGGAAAGAAAGGAGAAUCAGUUAAGAAGAUGCGCGAGGAGAGUGGUGCAUGUAUCAACAUCUCAGAAGGGAAUUGUCCUGAGAGAAUUAUCACUUUGGCUGGACCCACUAAUGUCAUCUUCAAAGCCUUUGCUAUGAUCAUUGACAAACUGGAAGAGGACAUCAGCAGCUCUUUGACCAAUAGCACAGCUGCCAGUAGACCCCCGGUCACUCUGAGGCUGGUGGUCCGUAGUCAGGGUGGCUCUGUCAUUGGAAAAGGUGGUUGCAAGAUCAAGGAAAUACGAGAGAGUACAGGGGCUCAGGUCCAAGUGGCAGGGGAUAUGCUCCCCAACUCAACUGAGCGGGCCAUCACUAUUGCUGGCAUUCCACAAUCCAUCAUUGAGUGUGUCAAACAGAUCUGCGUGGUCAUGUUGGAGACUCUCUCCCAGUCCCCCCCGAAGGGCAUGACGAUCCCGUACCGGCCCAAGCCGUCCAGUUCUCCGGUCAUCUUUGCAGGUGGUCAGGACAGGUACAGCAUAGGCAGCGACAGUGCGAGGUUUCCCCACACCACCCCGUCCAUGUAUCUCAACCCUGACCUGGAGGGACCACCUCUAGAGGCCUAUACUAGUCAAGGACAGUAUGCCAUUCCACAGCCAGAUUUGACCAAGCUGCACCAGUUGGCAAUGCAACAGUCUCAUUUUCCCAUGACGCAUGGCAACACCGGAUUCAGUGGUUUGGAUGCAUCUGCUCAGACUACUUCUCAUGAACUCACUAUUCCAAAUGAUUUGAUUGGCUGCAUAAUUGGGCGUCAAGGCGCCAAAAUCAAUGAGAUCCGUCAGAUGUCUGGGGCACAGAUCAAAAUUGCAAACCCAGUGGAAGGAUCUACUGAUAGGCAGGUUACCAUCACUGGAUCUGCUGCCAGCAUUAGCCUGGCUCAAUAUCUAAUCAACGUCAGGCUUUCCUUGGAGACGGGUGGCAUGGGGAGCAGUUAGAACAAUGCAGAUUCAUCCAUUAUCCCUUUCUGCUGUUCACCACCACCCAUGAUCCAUCUGUGUAGUUUCCGAACAGUCAGCAAUUCCAGGUUUUAAAUAGUUUGUAAAUUUUCAGUUUCUACACACUUUAUCAUCCACUCGUGAUUUUUUUAAUUAAAGCGUUUUAAUUCCUUUCUCUGUUCA